AUAGUCUUACUGCAGGAGUAUCAGGGGUAAUAAACUGGAGGGUGGACGUGCCCCCUCUCCUCUCCUCUCCUCUCCUCUCCUCUCUCGCCUCCUCCGCAGUGCACUUGCAGCUGAGCAGCAGUCCGGACAGGACGGUCUCCUCCUCCUCUUCUUGUUCUUCUUCUUCUUUUUCUUCCUCUUCUUCUCUCAGUGUGUAUAGCGGUCGGCGGUAUCGAGGGGGGUGCAACAACAGCAGUCGCAUCUGACUCCAGCUCAGAGGUCCCGGACAGACGCGUGAUGGUGCGGACUCAUUGAUAAAAAAAAAAGAAAAAGAAAAAAAAAAUCUGUGCUGCUGGGAUUAAAAUGAGCUCUCCCGCUGAGCGGCUCUCCUCCUCCUCCACAUAGCGCUGCCUUCUCUGCACAAGAUCUGUUUUGUGUGACUCCAGCAGGCGACGCAGGAUGACUACUACCUUAUCGCUCGUGAUUUUGUGCGCUUUGGUGGCGUUAGUGUUGGCGUCUAAGACGGAGCGGGCGGUGUCGGUCCUCUGCGACUCCGGCCAGUACACCCACAGUGGAGAAUGCUGCAAGGAGUGUCCACCUGGAGAGGGCGUGGUGAAGAAAUGUGGUGCUACUCAGACCGUCUGCGCCCAGUGUUUGGACAGUGAGACCUUCUCAGAGAACUACAGUCACACAGAGGAGUGCAGGCCAUGCACACAAUGUACCGGUCUGAUGCGGCUGGAGACGCCCUGCACCGACUCCAACGACGCCACCUGCAUCUGCAACUACAACUUCUUCUUCAACACCAUGUCUGGCCGCUGCGAGCCCUGCACGGUGUGCCCUGUAGGACAGGGCGUGUACUCUCACUGCGAGCACAAUCACGACACGGUGUGUGAGGAGUGCAUGGAUGAUACCUACUCUGACCGGGAGAGCUCCCUCGAACCCUGCCUGCCCUGUGCCAUCUGCGAUGAGGAAACGGAAACACAGCUGGCUGAGUGCACGCCGAUGCGCGACUCUGUCUGUUACAAUCCUAACCUACCUACAGAUAUGCCUACCACCUCUGAUAUGGGUCCAUCUCCAUCCUCCUUCACAUAUUUCCUCCCAGAUGGCUCCAACAGCCCGAUGCCAGGUGGAGAGACGACCACGUCAAGCGCCGGCUCGCCUCGCUUCCUCGGCCACGGCCUCAACGAAAACCUCAUCCCUAUCUACUGCUCCAUCCUGGCUGCUGUGGUGGUGGGCCUGGUGGCUUAUAUUGUUUUUAAGAGGUGGAAUAGCUGCAAGCAGAACAAGCAGGCAGCUAAUAACCGAGCGGCUACAAACAACCAGAUGGUGACACCGGAGGGAGAGAAGCUGCACAGCGACAGCGGCAUCUCUGUGGACAGUCAGAGUCUGCAGGAGCAGCAGCAGCAACAGCAGCAGCAGCAGCAGCAGGCUCAGGCUGAAGUCCAGACUCAGCCCUCACACUCACACACACAGGAACAGAUAGUGGUGAGGGUGGAUGGUGGCCCCCAGCCUGACUCGCCUCCCCCUGAAGUCUGAGGUGGAAGAGGAGGAGGAGGUGGAGGAAGAGGAGGUGUCACAGUUGAAGACAGGGAGAGGAAAGCGGGGGACCUGAACCAUGGACCAAAAAGAAAGCAGCGGGGGGAGGCCACACAGAGAAUGUAAAACUGGACUCCGAUUCGUAUCUAAAGUGGCCCGCAGAGCAAAGACUUGACUUGCAUGGACCUCCCAGCACCUUUGGGCGACAGUCUGACUCUUCAUCCCUGCAUAUAGAGUCCAACUCUAUCUAUCUAUCAGUGUGCCUGGACACAACCUCUAUGGCAAUAUCAGUCACUAUCUGUACCAAUGUCACUGCAGAUACAUUAUCGUAGAUAUGCCAGUGCAUCUCCUAUUAACUGAGUACUCCAGUAUCUAAUGUUGACAUAUGACAAUUUUCACUAACUGCCAGCUUUUCCUCUGCCCCUCUCUAAGCUUCCCAUUUUCCCUCUAAUUCCACGUUCACUUGCCAUGAAAUGUAUGUGCCUAAAAGGUAAAUAGGCAGAAAGGUACUCCAUUAUCUCUUCUCUAUUCUCUGUGCAUCAAAGUGACCUGGGGCAGCCUUUUUUUUCCUCUCACAUUCUCCUCUGUGGCAUCCCACUCUCAGAUAAUCCUCUCUCCGUAGGAUUCACUCUAUUAGACCCCCGCCGUCAUCUGCGAUACAAAAAGCAGCAGGGGAGCUGUGAGUCACUCCCAACUUCUUCUGAAGUUUCUUGUUCUUUUAUCAUUUAACCACAGACGUGUUUCAUGGCAUGCCGUCUUGUAAAAUGUUUGCGUCAUUGUUUGAGAUUGGCUGCGGCCGACUGAUGCAGGUGACUCAUAUUUGGGAAGAAAGGUCAAUUACCGUGUAGCCCGUUCGGUAAUCAAUCAUUUUUCCUCAGUGAGAUGCUUCUUCCUGCACUCCACAGCCUCUGUCCCCCCUGUGACACAGACCCUGUCACAGCGCCUUCAGGGUUUGUGUUUCAGUAAUUUCAUGCUUAUAAUGUAACACACCCAAAUGUUUGUCUCCUGUUUGUGGUGCAUUACUUUCAUUUUGUGGCUUGAGUUACACGGCUGAUUCAGCAGGGUGCCUCCACAGUCCUCUGUGGAGCCUGGAUCUGCAACAUGAGAGAAACUUCUGCGGAUGGUGGGGCUCUGCUGACUCACUGUGAUGAGCUGACAUGUCUACGGGGGAAGUGAAGCUGUCCCAUGAGCAGAAAAAGAAGCUGUGGCGUCAUCAGUGACCCAGCAUACUGAGCUGCUCAUUAAACCGAUGCUUUAAUGAAUUUGGGACUGAAAAAAAUGAGCAAAAGGAAUCCCAUCUAUCAUAAUUUACACUCACUGAGCGGAAAAUUGGGACACCCCUCAGAGGCUAACUCUCUUUUUACUACCCGCACCCCCUCCACAUUCACACUCUUGCAAAUCUUGCGUACAGCUCUGACUGCAUUAGAGCCAGAUAAACAGUGCUGGGGCGCUAAUGCACCGUCACUGGCGCUCACGUCAACACGGGGCCCAUUAGAGAGACUUCCUGACAGGCAGGUAGUAAUUACCUCAGGGUUUCAGCUUCAUUUAGCCUCUGUUCCACUCAGCUCAGCCACCUCUCAUCUGGAUUAACGCUGCGGACAACAGAGGGGCGACAUGGCCGCCUUUGAAGCCUCAACAUUACAGAUCCCUUAUCCACAUCCAAGACCGCUGACAUUUACUAUACCGCCAUGGCGAUAUAAAAGCACUUAGUCCACACUCACUUCUAAGGCUGGGUGACACCUUUUAUCACGCAGGACCACUUUUAUGUUGCCCCCACCUGCUGCUUGCAGUAACUGUAAAAGCAGUUGACACAGAUACAUUGUAAAAGAAGUAUACUGUAGCUGAGCUUGACUGCGCUACUUUAGCAUUCAUUCCUACAGGGGCACGUACCUUCUCAGGGUCCCUCUUGUUGUGGUAAAGACUAAAAAUUGUCAAGAGAUCUGUAGAGGAUUUCUGUAAACAAUCUGUAGAUGAUUCUGUAGAUGUAUGAUAGAGUAGGUAGGUACACAGGUAUAAAGCAGCUGUUAGGUUCAAAAUUGAGACGCUAAUGAAUUUAAAGGAAUUUAAAUGGAUAGUUUGAUGUUAAUGCGUUUAUUUGCUUCCUUGCUGAGAGUUAGAUGAGAAGAUUGAUACCACUCUCAUGUCUGUACUGUACAUAUAAAGCUCCUGCCAGCAGCUGGUUAGCUUAGCUUAGCUUAGCAUAAAGACUGGAAACAGGGGGAAACAGCUAGCCUUUCUCUGUCCAAAGGUAACAAAAUCUGCAUACCAGCAAAUCUAAAGUUCAAAAAUAAACAUGUUAUAUCUUGUUUGUUUAAGACAAAAACUAAAAUGUAAAACGCGAGUUCAUAUGCCGCAGCGUAACCCGUAGACGAGUUGUAUCGAUUGUCUCAUCUAACUCUAAGAAAGCAGUACACAAACUAUUCCUUCAAAGGAGAUGUAAGCUGUGUUUCCUUGUCAGUAGAGCUUAUAGAGUUCAGUGAGCAAUAGUUAGAUAAGAAAUGUCAGUCAGAGAGUGGAAGACAAAGAAAGUGAGUCAUUAUAUCCUGUGUGGUGCUGCACGCAUGGGUCACAUGGUCACCUCAAGACAAUUAAACUUUCUCGUCUCUUCACAUGUGAUUCAUUCUUUAUCACUGCAGCGAUAUGAAUGGAGACAAAUAAAACUGCUGUAUUUUGCUCUCAGCUCCUGAGCAUGUGGUGUGGACAUGUGACCACACACACACUCACACACAACUACAGUGGAUGAUUCACUCCUCUAUUGAGAGAGCCGGUAUGAUUCAUCCUGAUCCUAGCUGUGGCAGUGGCAUUAAAGCAGGCACUGCUACAGUAAGAGUGACCGGUGUUGAUUUAAAGGGAAAAAAAGCCCAACAUACUCCUCGUCUCCCUCUGCCUCUGAGACUCAAUCAGCCCUCCAGCAGCGCACUCAUCUACCAACUUCUUCUCCCUCUCUAGCAGCUUGUGAAGUGAGACACACAAUGUAAGAAUGUACAACCCCAACAUAAAACAGAGAAAUAUGCAAGACACAUUCAAGGAUAAGGUUUAAGUUUGCCCUCAUUCUGUUGUUGUGAAUUGUUUUUGUCUUUACACUUUCCUGUUUGUUUAUAUUAUGACUAGUAUUACACUUUUGGGGAUCAGUAUUUUUUCUAACUGAUAUGUUAUUUUGUAGCACUUAUUAGAUGUAAUAUGAAUGCACUCAAAGAGUGUACCACAGUUCAAGUGCCUGUGUACAGUGUCGGGUCUUUAAGUUCAGAUGUUUGAUUAUAUUUUUGACAUUUUUUUUCCACUUAUUUUAUGUUUUUAUGUGGAUUUCGUUGAUAUUUUGAGAGCUAAUGAAGGUUUUUAGUUAAUAGAAGUCAAAGCUACAGAUGAACCAUGGAGACGCAAACAAACUGUAUAAACCUGGCACCAAUAUAGAGACACUUACAGUACAAAUAGGUUGCCAAUGAACUCAUACUGUAUGUUAACAUGCUAUAAAUACUGGCGACUAAAAGGGUCAUGUAGCAUUAUGAAAACAUAUACAUGUCACCUGAGACUUCUACUCUAAAACUCACUUAUGCUAUUAGUCAAUAGAACUCAGCUCUACUGUGCAGAUGUUUUGCAUGUACAGUAAGUUUCAUCAUGUACCUCCAUUUCAGAGGCGACAGGACAUGUAAUGUGCAGUAACACAAAACCUAUGGGGAGGUGCACUGUGAUUCUCUGUGAUAUUAUUACAACAGACUCGAUACAGGUAGAUCAGGACCUGCUCCCGAAGAAGCUGAAUGUCACCUGUACUUACCUACUAAUGUAAAAUGCAUUGUGUAAAUGUGAAUUUCUUAGAGUUGAUACAAGAUACAGAAAUACACUAUAAAAUGUACAAAAACAAAAAUGUGUGCAAAUGUAAUGAACAUCUAUAAUACAAUAAACAGAGAUGUCAUUGCAUAA
Lates calcarifer (barramundi perch) is the source of this 5433-nucleotide messenger RNA. RefSeq names its product nerve growth factor receptor a (TNFR superfamily, member 16) (gene ngfra). Lineage: Eukaryota; Metazoa; Chordata; Actinopteri; Centropomidae. The record is from RefSeq and is a predicted model, not a curated record. Gene Ontology annotation, cellular component: plasma membrane; cell surface. Gene Ontology annotation, biological process: Rho protein signal transduction. Gene Ontology annotation, molecular function: nerve growth factor binding; coreceptor activity; death receptor activity.